This is a messenger RNA of Cryptotermes secundus, 1630 nucleotides long. It is a transcript of the gene UQCR-C2, whose product is annotated as cytochrome b-c1 complex subunit 2, mitochondrial. Bases 97 to 1443 code for a protein of 448 amino acids. Gene Ontology annotation, cellular component: mitochondrion. The record is from RefSeq and is a predicted model, not a curated record. Gene Ontology annotation, molecular function: metal ion binding. The transcript has 8 exons. NCBI's taxonomy places the organism in Eukaryota, Metazoa, Arthropoda, Insecta, Blattodea, Kalotermitidae.
UCCGGUUCCGUCCGUGUGGUAGUUAUAUCUUUGCAGUUUCAGAGAAAAUUCAUUGCGGAGCCUGGCUGUUUAUAAUAACUGUUAAAUUUCUUAGGCAUGGCUGGGAAUGCAACGAAAGCUCCGAUUUUACGAGUCGCUACCAAACGUGGCAUUGCUACACAAACAGCAGCAAAAAGGAGUCAGAAUGUACCACGCAGUACAGAAGCAAAAACAGCUGUGCUCUCAAAUAAGCUUGUAGUCUCAUCUGUGGAUAACGGUUCACCUGUUUCUACAGUCUCUGUGCUAUUCAGGGCUGGAUCACGUUAUGAGCAAGCAGACUCUCUGGGAACCACACAUGUGUUGCGAAUUGCAGCAGGACUUACCACCAAGAAUUCUACACAGUUUGCUAUAAUGCGUAACCUACAGCAGAUUGGAGCAACCCUGAGUUGCCAGACUGACCGAGAGACCAUUGCCUAUACUCUCCAAAGCACCAGUGACAGUUUGGAAACUGGUCUGAAGUUCCUUGGUGAUGUUGCUUCUAAGCAAGUAUUCAAGCCAUGGGAAAUAUCUGACAACAUUCCACGCCUGAAGUAUGAACUGGCUGGCCUUUCACCAUAUGCACUGUUGCUGGACUUGCUGCAUAGAGCAGCCUAUAGAACUGGGCUUGGAAAUUCACUCUUCUGCCCUGAUUAUCUUGUUGGUAGUCACAGCACAGAGUCACUGCAGCAUUAUGUGCAGAGUCGUUUCACAACGAACCGUGCAGCUGUGGUUGGUGUGGGUGUGGACCAUGGUGAUUUGCUUUGCUUUGCACAAAAUCUUGACCUGGAAAGUGGUGCUGGUCCCAGUGAUUCUGCAGCCAAGUACAGCGGAGGAGAUGUAAGACAGGACACAGCAGACAGCCUAGCCCAUGUGGCAGUAGCAGUGGAGGGUGCAAGCCUGAAGAACACAAAGGAAGCUCUUGCUUUUGCAGUACUGCAGUAUGCAUUGGGAGUGGGCCCAUAUGUUAAAUGGGGUUCAAGUGCUUCCCCCUUAACCCGUGCAGUGGGUUCAGCUGUUGGAAAUAAUCCAUUUGCUGUAACAGCCUUUAAUGCCAGCUACACUGAUUCUGGACUGUUUGGUUUUGUAGCUUCUAGUCCAGGAAAUGUUGCAGGAACGGUAGUCGAUGCUGCAGUGAAACAGUUGCGAAGUGGCACGCUGUCUUCCACUGAUGUAGCACAUGGCAGGGCUCAGCUAAAAGCAGCCAUUUUAUAUAACCAGGAAAGUAACUCUACACUGGCAGAAGAAAUUGGAACACAAGCUGUUUUACUUGGCAGUGUUCUUUCUGGUCCUGCUAUUAUUUCUGCUGUGAACAGUGUUACCGAUGCUGAAGUUAAUGCUGCUGCAAGCAAGGUGAAGUCAGGAAAACUGUCAGUUGCAGGAGUUGGUAACCUGACGCAUGUACCAUAUUCUGACGAACUGAAGUAGAGGAAUACUCUGGCAUAAUAACUUCUUCAGACUGUAUUAUUCUAAGUAGAGAACUGUAUAUAGAAAAGAAUGUGUUGAUUCUUGUAAAUUAUUACAUUAUGAUGAAAAUGUGUAUGUAAUUCUUUGAACACAUAAGGUGCCAGAACAAAAAAUAUUUACAAUUAAAAAGUGUCUUGAAUUUUGUCAA